Phascolarctos cinereus (koala) is the source of this 1038-nucleotide messenger RNA. RefSeq names its product pyrimidinergic receptor P2Y4 (gene P2RY4). Gene Ontology annotation, cellular component: plasma membrane. Gene Ontology annotation, biological process: transepithelial chloride transport; G protein-coupled receptor signaling pathway. Gene Ontology annotation, molecular function: G protein-coupled UTP receptor activity; G protein-coupled purinergic nucleotide receptor activity. The record is from RefSeq and is a predicted model, not a curated record. Lineage: Eukaryota; Metazoa; Chordata; Mammalia; Diprotodontia; Phascolarctidae.
AUGGGCAGCAUUGACACCUUGGUGCUCAGCUCCCCUGGCCCGUCCCCUGGCCCUGGCCCCGGCAGUGGUGACAUGGAGGUGGAGUGCUGGUUUGAUGAAGAAUUGAAGUUCAUUCUGCUCCUGGUGAGCUAUGCUGUGGUCUUCGUGUUGGGCCUGGGCCUCGAUGUCCCCACCCUCUUCCUCUUUCUCUUCCGUCUUUACCCCUGGGAUGCCACAGCCACCUACAUGUUCCACCUGGCACUGUCCGACACUCUCUACGUGCUUUCACUGCCAACCCUCAUCUAUUACUACGCAGCCCGCAAUGAUUGGCCAUUUGGGACUGGUCUCUGUAAGUUCAUCCGUUUCCUCUUCUAUUGGAACUUGUAUAGCAGCAUCCCGUUUCUGACCUGUAUCAGCGUGCAUCGCUACCUGGGCAUCUGCCCCCCUCUGCGGGCCCCGCGCUGGGGCCACCCACAUGUCGCUAGCCUCAUCUGCCUGGCCAUCAAGUUGGCCGUGGCUGCUUGCCUCGUGCCCAACCUCUUUGUCACCACCAGCACUCGAGGGACCACCGCCCUGUGUCAUGAUGACACCAUGAAGCCUGAGGACUUCGACUGCUAUGUCUAUUUCAGUUCCAUAGUUAGGGUUCUGCUCCUUGGACUCCCCUUUCUGGUUACCCUGGUGUGCUGUGGCCUCAUGGCCCGGCGUCUGUGCUGGCCCCUGCCAGGUGCUGCCCAAUCCUCCGCCUGCCUCUGCUCCCUUGCCGUGGUCUUGACUGUCUUUGCCAUCUGCUUUGUACCCUUCCAUAUCACCCGCACCAUCUACUACCUGGCCUGCCUCUUGGAGGUGAAUUGUCAGACGCUGGGCAUCAUCAAUAUUACCUACAAGGUGACCCGCCCUCUGGCCAGUGCCAACAGCUGCCCGGAUCCUGUGCUCUACCUCCUCACAGGGGACAAGUAUCAGCGGCAGCUGUGGCAACUCUGUCGCAAAAGGCCGAACCAGGCCCAUAUGGUCUCCUCCCUGGCACUUGUAUCCCGGUCAGAGGAGAGCAGCUGCAGGUAG